AUGAUUCUUGCUAAUCUCUUCGGACGAAGCCUUCGUAUAAAUUUGAUAGAACUUCACUUACAGAUACAUCAAAAUAAAAGUAAUGAAAAUGAGUUGGAGGAUAGAAAUGUGAAAACCAGUGAUUAUAAUUUUAUGAAAGAUUUAGUGUUCGAAUUGACUUCUCAAAAUUGGACUAGUGAGGAGCUGCCGUGUUUGAAUGAGUCCAUAAAUUUCAUCAAGAACUUGCAAAAUUUUACGACGUGGGCAGUAUGGCAAUGGGACUCCGAAUCUUUCCAACCAAUGGGUGUAUUAUCUGGCAGCAGAUAUCAGCUGGGAAAUUUUGAUCAAUGCAUGACUUAUCCAUGGAGCACUUCUAAUAAAAGAAUAGAAGCUCAGUACUGCCUUGUAGAUGUAGCACUAGAGACCAAAAACCACGUUAACAAGAAAACUUUGCAUGAGAUAGAACCUUAUGGGAACGCGUUGGAAUUGAUACAGCAUGAAACUACCCAUUAUCGAACUCUGAAAUAUCUAACCUGGGGCAUAUGUGUGCCUGCUUGUUGUGAACUGAGAUCUGUGGAAAGAUUAUUGGGAACAGUAUUGACGCGCAGCUACCUUGGCACAAAUGGACUGCGUCCGCGUAUUCAAGUUCAGGAGACUUGUCAGAGACCUGAUGACUCAAAGCAAUUCGAUGUCUUAUUUUACACAUUCGUUGUGAUGUUUGCAACACUAUUUGUAAUAUGUAUAGUGUGCACAAUCAAAAACAACAAACGAAAAAAGGAAGGUGCUCAGACUGAAAAAACGAUAUGCGAAGCGUUUUGCCUUAAAAAAAAUUUUAAAGAUCUCCUGAAACUAAAAAAAGAGGGCAUUGAAUCUAUAUACGGCAUUAGAUAUCUUACAGUUUGUGGCAUCGUGAUGUGUCACCAAGGCGCAUUGAUUGAUGGAGGGCCCAUUAGUAACGGAAUAGAAAUGGAUGAAGAUAUGAAAAUACUUGGUUGGUUCGUUCUGCAUGCCGACCUUUUAGUGGAUACAUUUUUCCUGAUAUCAGCUUUCUUGACAGCUAAAGCACUUUUUCAAUUUAAAACUUCAAAAACUUUACCUCCUAUCGCUGUGAUGAUAGUCAGAAGAUACGUACGGUUGGUGGUUGGUUUCGCUGUAGUGGUUUUCUUCACAGCCGCUAUGUUUGAGCACUUCGGCUCUGGACCUCUUUGGAAGCGAUAUAGCGGUAACGAAGUGGGACCCUGCCGCGACAACUGGUGGCUCGGUUUACUGAUGCUGGGCAACUAUAUAGACUCCUAUAAAAUGUGUUUGAUUGUGACUUGGUACAUUCCAUGUGAUUUUCACUUUUAUGUUAUCGCUGUGAUUGUGUUCGUGCUUUAUAAACGAUGCCGGAGAUUGGGUAAAGUCAUUUUCUAUGCUCUGGCUGCUGCCUCUCUUAUUAUACCAGGAGUUAUCAACUACGUUAAUGGAUUUCACGCCAUUCAACCCUUCACAUAUGACAACGUGGAUGGCUGUUACUUUGAGCCUUCUAAGUUUAGAUCAUGCGACGAGACCUUAUUGUUAGACGAGAUCGCUACUCUUGGUUUUAAACAGUUUAAUGGUGUACGAAAUACUUACGGUAGAAUUUUAGAUCUUGUUUUUUCUAAUGAGAUUUUACAAGUAACUGAUUUUAGUGAUAGCCCACUUGUGCCGAUUAACCCUCAUCACGGCGCCUUGUCUAUUGGACCACUGUUUGCGAACUUUACCCCUUUAAAUAGUGCUCCACAUCUUAAAUAUCUUUAUAAUAAAGGGGAUUACGAUGAGAUAAACUUGGAAAUUUCAAAAAUUGACUCGGAUACUGAAUUUAAUUCUAGGUCUCUUGUAGCAGCGACUGAGUACCUUUAUAAUGUCUUCUCUUUGCUGCGGGAGGAUUACAUUCCUCGUAAAAUGAUCAAAGCUUAUCACUUUCCGCAAUAG
Diatraea saccharalis (sugarcane borer) is the source of this 1932-nucleotide messenger RNA. The record is from the annotation of a GenBank genome assembly. Lineage: Eukaryota; Metazoa; Arthropoda; Insecta; Lepidoptera; Crambidae.